Molecule: messenger RNA, 1162 nt
Organism: Aspergillus vadensis CBS 113365
Lineage: Eukaryota; Fungi; Ascomycota; Eurotiomycetes; Eurotiales; Aspergillaceae
Exons: 1
Coding region: 127-951 (274 amino acids)
Source: RefSeq, a predicted model, not a curated record
CAUCAAUCGAUAAGACCUACGACACACCCAUGGCCUCUCCACAAUAACCUCCCCACCUCCCUCUACGACAAGACAUGCCUCCUCACCCUCAAAUGUCUCCUCCUCACUCCCCGACCGUCUCCCAAAAUGCCCCCCUCCCCCAGCAAGCGCAUCAUCCUCGAAAAGUCCCGCACCGUGCGCCGCCGGUACCAGCGCAGCAACAAACGCUUCCAAUUCACAGCAUCACAGAUCGCGCGCAUCGAGCGCGAACAAGAGCGCGAGAAACGCGCCCAGCAGCUGCGUGACAAGGAGAAGAAACGAGUCGCGAACAAGAAGAAGAAAGCGGAGAAAGAGGCGCGCGAUAGAGAGGAACGAAGGAGAUUGGGGCGCAUGGGUUUGCCGGAUCCGAAUGCGCCCGUGCCGCCGUCGAGUCAACCUUUGUUGUUUAAAUUUAUUAAGAGGAAGGAUGGGGAGGAGGGGGAGAGUAGCAAUGGUGGUGGUGAUACAGAGCUAGAUGAGAGUGGGGAUACGGAGGUGGAUGAGGAUCUUUUGGAGGAUUUGGAGGCCGUUGUUGAUGCUGCUGCAGCUGAAGCUGAUGGGUUGGGUUUGGAUUCGGGUUUGGAUACAGGGGAUGAAGGGGAGGGGGAGGAUGGGGAUCAUGGGGAUGAGACUACGGUUUGCGAGCAGGGUGACAAUGAGGGUGAACAGCAGGUUCGGGCUAAAGAGGAGGAUGAGUUCUCUGAUUGCUCUAUCUUUUAUGAUGAGGAUAUCAUCAAAGAGGCGGGGAGUACUACUGCGCCAGAUCAAGCUGCGUUGCAUGAUAAGCCGGAGGCUCAGCCGGAGAACCAAACCUACCCCUCAACUGCCGACUCGUUCCAAGACGACACGGCACUCCUUCUCGAAGAAUUCGGCCAUGAAUUCGAAAUAGACGAGGAAUUCGAGCAAGCACUGGUUGCGCUGGAUGCCGUGUGAUCCGAACGAAUACUUUAUAGUAUAAGGCAGAUAAACAAAGCGCUUCCGACCCGAAGGCGAUCCGCCUGUCGGAUAGCGACGCCCCUCGUCGGCUCGGGCGGUGAUAAGCGGGCGGCUUGCCUCCCCGCCACGAAGCCGUGGAUCCGACGGAUUCAACACGGUGAGAGAAAGGGUGAAUAUGGGUAAGCUGUAUUGGCAUGCAGCGGAUGCA